Messenger RNA from Branchiostoma belcheri (Belcher's lancelet), 7217 nucleotides. Its product is annotated as NEDD4-binding protein 2-like. The record is from RefSeq and is a predicted model, not a curated record. Lineage: Eukaryota; Metazoa; Chordata; Leptocardii; Amphioxiformes; Branchiostomatidae.
AAACAGUCAGAACAUGAAAAUGAAAAAUGUGCCAUGUCUAAUGAGGAAACAGUGUCUAAUCAUUCCAAAAGCAGCAAUACAGAAACUUCCUCUGUACCCCAGUCUCCUACCGAGGAAGACAACAAAGAUCAUUCGGCUGAUGUAACCAGUAAAUCCUCCAAAUCAUCUUCUUCUUGCUCCUCUCCUGAUAAAUCUGCCUCCGCGGCGUCAAAGUCCCCAAAUCUCCUCUUCAAAAUCCUCCCCAGAGUCAUGAACUAUCCCUCUGCAGCCUCUUCUCCUGACACAAAUGUCGAGGCAGACAAAGAAGUUGCAGAGAUUAUGGAAAAGGCCCAAAGUUCGAAGCUAUCUGUUGACGUACCUGAGUUUGUUCCAAAACAGGGUAACCUGAUGACACCGGGCGACUUUGUCCCCCCCAUGGUGCCGGCCGGUCACCCUGUACCCUACCCCUCCGAAUACGCAAUGCACUUUCCUCACCCAGCGUCCGACCCAUACUGGCACCCACGGUUUGGAAUGCCGGUCCAUCCCCCGUUCUUCCCCCAUCCCCCUCGCAUGCAUGUGUACGGUCCCCACAUCGCCAGGUUCCCUCCCCACAUCCCCAUGUACCCCGCACAUCCGGUGGUCUCCUCCCCCAUCCACCCGUCCAUGUUGAAAGGUGGAGCCGGCUCCCCGCUGGUCUUACCUGACGGUAAGAGCCCCCAGGUUCCAAACGAAAACCGCCUCUUCGGACCCCCUUUUGUCCUACAAGACACGCCAUACGUGUUAUCAGAUAGCCCGUUUCCCAAAGAGGGUAACACAUCAUCAAAGUCCAGCACCAAGGAAGAGAAAAAGGGAGCAGAGGUUGACCGUCGCAUUGGGUCACCGCUGAUCAUGUCAGAUGGAAAGCAGGAAAGUGACACGGCCUCGGAAGCAUCAACGGACGAAGUGAAAAAGGAGAAGAACAUUGUCACACCAGUCGGGAAGAAAGUCAAAACUGCUGGGCCGAAAAAGCUGUAUGUGCUGCGUGGGUGUCCGGGUAGUGGGAAAUCUACCCUGGCAAAGAAAUUGAAAGGGAACAAGGGUGUAAUCUUGAGUACAGAUGACUUCUUCAUGAAAAAGGACAAGUAUGAAUUUGAUCCCUGUCAACUCGGUGAGGCCCACGCUUGGAACAAAGAGAGAGCUGAACUAGCCAUGAAAGUUGGUAUGACACCAGUCAUCAUAGACAACACCAACACUGAACGCUGGGAGAUGAAACCCUAUGUCAUCCUGGGAGUGAAGUAUGGGUAUAUGAUAGAGAUUAAAGAGCCCAACACACCAUGGAAGUUCAAGAUUGGAGAGCUAUCCAGGAGGAACAGCCAUGGUGUUGCCAAGGAGACUAUCAAGAAGAUGCUGGACCGUUAUGAGAAGAACGUGACUGUGGAGAGCAUCAUGAAGGGGAUGUCUGAGCAGAAGAUCGAACAACAGCGGGCCAGCAAGGAGGCGGCCAAACAAGCAACAACUAGCAGUGUGAAGAAUAAGGAAGUUGUGCAGUCCAAGUCCAAGCAGCCCUCCACCUCAAAAGGUGGCAAAAGUGUCGUCACCAACAAGCCUUCCCAGGAUGCCGCUGGCAACAAGCCAGCCGAAAGCUCUUGGCCCUUCCCAGUCAUCCUCAAGGACAACAAAAAAGCAAACGCCAAGAAAAACAACAAGACCAAAGCCAAGAAGAAAGACGCAGAGGAAGAAUGGCUAAAGGUGACUCACGGAUCUAGACAAAAAUCUCCCUCCCCUGUCACAACACCAGAAAGAAGUGUAGAGAAGAAGCAGUCUGUUGUCAGCAGUAAAGAAACAUCCAAGGCAGACAACAAAAUCAUGUGCAAAAGCAAUCCUAAGUCAGAUGUUCCCAAAGAGAUGAAAGGAGAAAAAGUAAUCAAUGCAGCGCAAGAAGCAGCAAGUUUGUUAGGUCUGCUUCCUGACAGACCAGACCCUGUAACGGCAGACAGUACAGUAACUGUAAGCUCAGACUGGGAUGUUGGGUCUUCUCCCAAACCACAGAGGGAUACACAUACCAAGAAAGGCCUUGAUUCCAGUUCACAAAGUCUCGUUGAGCAGAAAACAUCAGAGUUGCCAAGAACUGCUGAUUCUGUGAAUGUUCCUGCUACCGGUGAUUCCCAAGACGUAUCCUCAGACCAGGCAGUACAUGACAGCUCGGAUGACUGGGGGGACAACAGUCGAUCAGCCAAGCCCAAACGCCAGACCAGGAAGAACCGCCUGGCUGCCGUGUUCAGCACGGAAGUGAAGGACAAGGCCCUGAAGGAGAACUGGAGUUUCCCGAACCACCCUGACGGCAAUGGGACAGACGCGGAGACAACGACCUUUGCUGAAGGUCAUCAACCAGACGAAGAUGACCUUGUCGAGGAAGUUAGCACAACAGAGGCAGCCACCAACACCAAUCCUCUGUACUUCUCCAUCAUACAAAGGGUGCAGUCUGGGACUCCGGUUGGGGUGGUGGACGAUAAUGUUAGGAUCCUCACCGGAAAGGUCAUGACCUCUGACGUACCAGCCUUGCCUGGCGAGAAACCUGACACCCAGGAGGAGACAAAAACAUCCGCCGCGCCCUCCAGUCCCAGGCGGCAGAGGCUGAAGCUGGAGAAAGGCUGCUCCACGGAUGACAUUCCAUCAGAGAGGACGCACACGGGCGACCUCGGCUUCCUGCAGAACUGCUUUCCCUCCGUCUCCGUCGAGGACCUGAGAGACUUCUACGAGAAGUGCAACCACGAGCUGGAGUGGACCAUCAACCUCCUGCUGGAUUCUGGGAUUGAGUAUAUCGAACCGACAAAGUCCGAACAUUCCACAGAAGACAACGGUCCCACCAAGGAUGUGACAGAAGAAGAGAAAACAACAGAUGCAGCUGCUGAUGUAGAUGAAACACAGGAAUCUGAGCCAACUCAUAAUCACUCAGAAGAGAUGAUGUCAGUCCAAGAGCCAACAACAGUGACCUCUUCCACCCAUGACACAAGUGUCAUGCAAAUCCCAACAUCAGUCAAUAUCUUUACUGGGUUAUUGACAGGUGAUGUGAAUGAUGAUGACAUGUACUCAUCCAAUCCAGGAUCAGCAAGAACCAAUGAGGAACCAGAGAAUUCCUCGAGUACCCCUGUGCAAGAAAAUGGCUUAGACAUCAGCUCUGCAGAGUCGUCAAAAGAAGAAGUCCAAACUAGUACCACCUCUGAUACAGAACGCAGUGGUUCCAAUGAGAAUGCUGACAGUUGCAAACAACAACCCAAGUGCCAGAUAGCAGUGCCUUCCACGUUUGAGAGUGAUGAAGAGUAUGAAUCUGCGGAUGAGGAGGUAGCAUCAGACAUUGACGCUGUUUUAUUACAAGCGAUGAAAGGAGGGCUAUCGCCCGGCUUUGUACGCCACCACAGUAGACAAAGCAGCCUGAGCAGUCUGACUAGCUCAGUCCUAAGCUCCACUGACCAAGAAACUCUUAGCUCUGUGGAGACUGACCAAGUGCCUGUGGAUAGAAUGGUUGCCUCAGCAAGUAGUCAGCAUAACAGUCCGAAGGAACCAAUUCCUGUGGUACAGACUCCUGUGGACAAUAACAUUGCAGAGAACAAAGUGGCAGCUUGUGUUGAAUCUGUAGAACGGCACACUGGACAAAGUGAAGACACAAUACAUCAAAAUACAGAGGAUUGGGUAGAAACUCCUAAAGUCUCAGAAGAAACAACUAACCUGAAAGAGACCACCAGACUGUCUGUGGGUAAGACAGUGGGACCCACCAUGUCUGAACUGGCCCUGAGGAUGGACCCGCAGUUUGCCAAGCAGCUGUUAGAAUUAUUUGGACCUGUUGGCUUCCACAUAACUCCAGGGUCAUUGUCAGAAGAAGAUCUGUAUGUUCAAGUUGACUACAAAACAGCCAGGAGAAUUCAUUACAAGUGGACGCAAACUCAGAAGGCCAAGUUUGACGAACAAGAAGAAGCUAUGGAAGCCAUGGAAGCUAGAAUCAAAGAGGAUGAGGCCUUAGCAAGAAAGCUCCAGGAAGAAGAAGACUUUGCAGUGGCGCUGCAGAUGAAGGAGAAGGAGGAGGAGUCAGCAAGACAUGCCAGGUCAUCCCAGUGCAGGAGUCCUGUCCGAUCUCUGGCCGCACUGUCAGCAGAGGUCGGACGGAGAACAGCACGGUCAACCGUCACGGCGCUGACCGACAUCAUGAACGAACAACUGGCUCUGGAAGUCAGCAAACAGGAACAGGCUCAGAGUGCAGGACCUCGGCAGGAUGAGACUCUUGCUACCAAACUGAAGAGAGAAAAACUGUUCAGCAUGUUCCCACGGAUGGACAGGGGGGUGCUGGAGGAGAUCUUCUCUGCGAACGGGUACCAGUUGGAUCCCACGGUGAACGCAGUUGUCGUGUCAGAUCACAUGACUGCGGCGCCAGCCCGUAACGUGAUGUCAGACGCGGCGCUGAAGCUGUACGAAGAUCAGCUGCUGGAACAGGCCAGGAUACAGAGUCAACAGGAGGCCGCCGCACAGGCCCAGGCCAGUUCCCUGCCUGCUAUAGUUGUGGUGGACCGGCAAGCAGAGGCCUUCCAGGAGACUGAGGAGCCAGACUAUGAGGACUUCAGGACGGAGGCUACCAUACACUACAAACAGAGGCAGGAGUGCUUCCAGAAGGCUGCGACAGCCUAUCAGAAGGGACAGAAGGAACUGGCUUUCUACUAUGCUCAGCAGGGACAUUUGCAUACAGACAAACUGAGGGAAGCAAACAGAAGAGCGUCAGAGAAAAUUCUGGAGCUCAAGAAUGCUGGCCUGGACCAGCUGAACUGUCUGGACCUACAUGGACUGCACGUCAAUGAGGCCAUCGAUGCUCUGAAAAGUGUCUUACAAGAAAAGGAGAGAGAGCUCCACCACGCGAGCCCCAGUCGACACCCUGUGGCCAACUACAUCUGUGUCAUCACCGGGCGGGGCAACAACAGCCGUGGGGGCGUCGCUAGGAUCAAACCUGCCGUACUCAACUAUCUACGCACAAAUGACUACAGGUUCACUGAGCCACAGGUUGGACUGGUGAAGAUCACCCUGAAAUAAUCAGCAAUGUUCAGAUUUCGACACACUUCACGCUCUGCUUGCCCACACUGAUGUUUCAUCAUCCGGAAUUUCGUUGUCAGCCACAUCUUGCAUGUGUUUUGAUGAUAUGCUAUUUUCAUGCCAUGUGAUUAUCAUGAAAUGGAUUAUUCAGUUUGCAAUGGGACCAGGAUUGAAGGGUUGGAACAUAUUAUAAAGAAGGGGAAAUUGUAGGGAGACUUUUAAGGAAUAUUUUCUUGCAUGUGGUAUAUGGAAUAUUUCUAUGGAUUAUUCUUACAGGCAAUAACUGUUAUGUCAACAUAAUUUUGUACUUAGUUGUAGAACAGUAACUGGUAUAGUCACUCAGUUUUAUUUUAUAACAUGGGGAGUCACAAUGGUCAUGAACUGUUUGGGUAGCCAUAUUGCAUGAUCCGUGAAUUUUAGGUUGGUGAAUGAUUGAAUAGCAGUGCUCUUGUUAAACAAGUGAUUAUGAAUAAAGAACUUUGCUAUUCAUAUUGCAUGUUGUUGGACAAGGCAAUUUUAACCUUGUCCAUAAUAGUACUAUGUGUACUAUCAUCAAAGCAUCAAAGCUGUAUUAGUUCCAGUAGAAGGUAUGAGGACAAGGGUUAAAUGGAAUAUGGAGGAGGGUUAUUUUGUAUGCAUGUGUCUUUGACCCUGACAAGCCAUCAGAGAUCACAUACAUUAUAACUAAAGAUGUUUGCCAUGCAUGUGUUUUGAAAUAAGCCCACCUUUACUGAAGCUUGCCAAUAUGUUAUGGACAUUUUUCCGUCGUAGAGGGAAGUAUAAAGUUGUAGUACAGGUUUUGGACAUGUCUGUGUAUAUUUUGGGAAAUUUAUAUAUUUUGGGACAAUCCUGUUGCAAAGUGGAGUACAAUUAUGGUUAGAAUUUUAAAAUUUCAUUAUUACUGUGGUUAUGUGGGAUAAUGAGAAGGCCAUGUGUUGUGAAUAACUUGUUUAACAGACCUGCUAACUUCUUUUUUGUGAAACACUGGCGGAAAAGUUCAUUUUGAAUGUAAACAUUUUUUUUACACAUGCUCAUCAUUCUUAUGUGGUCCAUUAAACAAGUUAUUUAGAUUACUUGGCCGAAAUGGAUCCAUGUCUUUAUAUAUGUCAAGGUGCAAUACUGUGGGUGUUGGGUAUUUUCAUAGUGUUGUUUAUGUAUUUGUUAGAAAAACUGGUAAAUGAAUUGUGUGUUAUCAUUUUACAAAUUAAGAAUAAUUGUUAUUCACAUAUCAAGGUAAAAUGGUGGAAGGGAAGGGAUGAAUCAUGAAGGAUUGAUAAGUGGGAGAUUAUUUUUUCUUUCUUUUAUGAUGUGAAGAUUAAUGAUAAUCUGAUGAUGAUUAUUUUUUUUCCUCACUGUAUGUACAAUAUAUCUAUGUAUAAUCAAACUAUUGGAUACUACUGUUUAUGUAAAAAGAUGUCUUUUUUUUUUAAAUACAAGGUUGACAUGUGCUGAUACCACCCCUAAUCCUCCAUGGUUCAUUCCAAAGCACAAAUUUAUACCUGGAAGGCAUAAGGGAAAAGUUGUUGAAAGGUUUGGGGAUAUUUAUGUACACAGAAAUUAUAUAUAUGGAAUUUUAUCAGGCACGACAAGUGCUUUUCAUAGUUUGACUGUUGUGCAUGGGUUCAGGUGCUUGUUGAAUCAGCGUUAUGUGUUAUUCAGAAGUUAGAAAGAUCUGAACUUGUCAACCUAGUAUUUGCAUAGGAAAGUCAGCAAUAGGAUGGGGUUGGGUGAAACUCCGCUAGACAGUUAUCAACUUGAGAUGUGAAGUUCCAGCUAACUUCUUUUGAGUUGUUCUCUGAUUUCACAAUUUAAGAAAAUUGUCGGCAGUAGAGCGAAUUUUAUCACUAUAUGAUGAACUUACAGUUUGAUGGGAACAGUUGAGAAAUCGCAGUUUCAGCCAUGACUGCAGUACCUAUUGGCUCUGCUAGAGGGCAGUGAUUAGAGUUGGUUUGGACUGGGCCUAAAACUAUAUUAUAUAUUCAGCCACACUUCCUAUGCUUAGACAAGUGUCAUCGUGUCGGGUACAUUGUUAUGUGUUGACUAGCUGCCUUAGAUGACAUACAAGUAUUUUUCUAAAACAGGAAAGCAUGCAACCUGCAUGCAGAGGUUGAUCUUUGUGGGUCGGAGGUUUUAUACACUGCACUUUUGUACCGGACCAUUUCAGGAAUAAAAUUUUUCUACAUUGG